CGACUAAAAAUGUCAAUCACAAAAAGGAGUUCCAAUAAUCUAAAGCAAUCUGUAAGGACCUGACCUUAGUCCAUUCAGAUCAAUAGGGAAGUAAGGGAGGAAAGCGCAAUCGGAUCGUUUACACUGGCUCUUUCGGAGGAAAUAUAGACUUCCCUGACACUUUGUACUCACUGUAAAGUGGAUAUCGUGGUGCGCACCAAGAGGGCGAUUCGCCGCUUUUUGUGACUCCAGCAGACUUUCUCCACAACAAUGUCUUUCCCACAGCUGGGAUAUCAGUACAUCCGACCCAUAUACCCGCAGGACAGGCAGGGUUUAGGCAGUGUCCGAGCCGGGACAGACCUGAGCCCGUCCGGAGCGCUCUCUAAUGUUCUCUCCACUAUGUACGGAUCACCUUUCGCUGCCGCACAAAGCUAUGGAGCUUUUCUUCCUUAUUCAAAUGAUCUGUCCAUUUUCAACCAGCUGGGGGCACAGUAUGAACUGAAGGACAGUCCGGGCGUCCAGCAUCCUGGAUUUGCCCACCAUCAUCCUGCUUUUUACCCAUAUGGUCAGUACCAGUUCGGAGACCCUUCCAGACCCAAAAAUGCCACCAGGGAGAGCACCAGCACACUCAAGGCCUGGUUAAGUGAGCACCGGAAAAACCCGUACCCUACUAAAGGCGAGAAGAUCAUGCUGGCCAUUAUCACUAAAAUGACCCUCACUCAAGUGUCCACCUGGUUCGCCAACGCCAGGAGGAGGCUAAAGAAGGAGAACAAGAUGACCUGGGCCCCACGGAGUCGCACAGACGAAGAAGGAAAUGUUUACAACAGCGAUCACGAGGGAGAGGACGGCGACAAACGCGAGGAUGAGGAGGAAAUCGAUUUGGAAAAUAUUGACACGGAGAAUAUUGAGAAUAAGGACGAUUUAGACGAGCAGGACGAACUGCAUUCUGACUUGAAACUGGACGGCAGGAGCGAUUCUGAAAUUUCAGACGGCUAUGAGGAUUUACAAGGACCGGAGCAAAGGUUGUUCAAAGCGAUGGUGAAAGACGGUAAAGAGAUUCAUGGCGACCGCGCAGAGCACUUUCACCAUCACAAUCAUCAUCAUCACCACCACCACCACAACAGCUUAGAGCAGGCCAGCAGCGAGUCGGCCAAAAUCAACCAGGCCAUCAUCAAUUCUCCGCCCUCAGAAAACAACCCACCUCCAGCUCCAAAACCUAAGAUCUGGUCUUUGGCAGAGACUGCCACAACUCCAGACAAUCCUCGAAAAUCUCCUCUGAUGAACGGGACUUCCGCUGCGUCCGCCGCUCAGACCAUCAUCACUCCUCACAGACUCCUUUCGUGUCCCGUAGGGAAAAUCCAGAGCUGGACAAAUCGGGGUUUCACCGCACACCAGCUAGCCUUGCUGAACUCAAACCACUAUUUAGGACUCAGUAACCAGGCUUCGGCGAAUGGCCUUGCCCUGUACAGCAGACAAGCAGAGGACAGGAGUCAAAACUCCGAGUCCACAGUCAAAGGUACAUGUCACCCACACUGAGAAGCGCAGAGACGUGCAAUUCAUGCUUUUUAUUGACACUAUUAAGACUGUACUGACAGACUGGAAACGCACCAUUCUUAUUCCCUUCUGAAUCCAUUUUCAUUUGAUCACUACUGUGAAACAUUCAAGUAAAAAGAAUUACGCUUGAAACGCAAAUGUCUAGUGGAGGGUACUUAUUAUUGUUCGUCUUUUUUUCUUCUUCAAAUACUCAAAAGUCUGUCCAAUUGAGUAUAUGGGAAAAGGCUUUCAGUUGCCUUUUAAAAGAUGUGUUAGUGUGUGCGAAGUUUGAUAUUUCUAGGCCGCAGUUUUUUCCCCCCCUCAACAACUGGCUGUAAGAUCUUUUUAAAUAGACUCUGUUUUUUAAUAAUAAUAAUAAUAAUAAUAAUAAAUUGGCAUUUUUUAUUUUCUUGUUGUUACUGGUUUUAUUAUUUCAGAAAGAUCUAGUGCCUUGGAAGGAGAGAGAAAGUUGUUAAAAGAGCGGAGAUCUUACAUUGCCUGUCCAUGACUUUAAUUUAGCUGUAUUUUUUUUUUUUUUUUUAACUGUUACUUGUUAAUUUUUACAUUUGAAUAUCACAAAAUGAUCAUGCAUGACUGUCUAGUCACGCACUCGGGUACUUGGUAUACCGUGGUUUAAACAUGAUUUAUAUGUUGUGCUUGUGCAAUAAUAAACCCAUAAUGUCAAACCAAUAAAUCUCCAGUGCGUCGAUGCGAUAUUUCAGAAUGAUGAUUUCAAAACUUUGUUCUCUACUUGCUUGCAGAUUUAGUUUUGUAUUGGCCCCGUGUUUUUCAUGCUUCCCUUCUAUAUGCAAUAGGUCCCAGAACCAACUCGAAGCUGCCAUGGUAUUAUCCGCCCUCUCUUCCUCGUUUCUCUCUUUUACUUUUCAUUUUAACCUGUGUAAGGAAUGUAAAAUAAAAAUAACUCACUUCUGUAUACUUACAUUGUAAGCAUGUCCUGUGUACAAUGGCUGAUGUUAAUGCUGUCAGGCCAAUAGUCUGUGAGUCCCAUUUUCUUUUGUAAGCUCUGUGAGGAUUUGAUGUUGAAAUGUUUUGUAUAUAACGUAAAGAAAAUGUAUAUACUUGUGAUCCGAAAUUGUACAAGAAAGUCUAUAUUUUGGCUAAUAAAUGAAACGCUGCAA
Messenger RNA from Cyprinus carpio (common carp), 2651 nucleotides. Its product is annotated as iroquois-class homeodomain protein irx-3-like. Gene Ontology annotation, molecular function: DNA-binding transcription factor activity, RNA polymerase II-specific; RNA polymerase II cis-regulatory region sequence-specific DNA binding. The coding region runs from base 250 to 1515 and encodes 421 amino acids. Gene Ontology annotation, biological process: regulation of transcription by RNA polymerase II; neuron differentiation; cell development. Lineage: Eukaryota; Metazoa; Chordata; Actinopteri; Cypriniformes; Cyprinidae. The transcript is spliced from 2 exons. The record is from RefSeq and is a predicted model, not a curated record. Gene Ontology annotation, cellular component: nucleus.